Messenger RNA from Topomyia yanbarensis, 4780 nucleotides. Its product is annotated as putative sodium-coupled neutral amino acid transporter 11. The coding region runs from base 670 to 2160 and encodes 496 amino acids. Gene Ontology annotation, biological process: amino acid transmembrane transport. Gene Ontology annotation, molecular function: amino acid transmembrane transporter activity. The transcript is spliced from 9 exons. The record is from RefSeq and is a predicted model, not a curated record. Lineage: Eukaryota; Metazoa; Arthropoda; Insecta; Diptera; Culicidae.
AUCCUCGUCAUACUGCAGUGGAACUUUAUCGAGUGCGGACGCGUUUCUUCGGUUCUUUUUCCGGGCACACCACACACACAACUGUCCCACAAUUCCAACAAAAACUAAAAUCAGCAUUGAAAAAGACCCGAUUCCUUGCACGAAUCUGCACAUCCAUUAAUACAUCUGCUCGCUGAACCUGUCUUCUCGAUACCCAAUCUACUUAAAAGUGACCAGUGCAUAUUAAUCGUUAGACAAAAUCGCAAAUCAAUCGGUCUCGCUAUUCAGACGUGUGUGUAUUUUUUGAAUCUAUCAACUAAAACGGGUACCGUAAGUGAACCUGUUUUUUCCCAGCCUCUGUAUACCACCGAAAAAUAAUGAAAACAUAAUCGAAAAGCCAAAUUCCUGUUGCUGAUGGAUUAAACGUUAUUUCUUCAUCUUGGAAGCUUGUGAUAAAACAUCCGAAAAAAAAGGAUAAUUAUGUGCUGGUAGUGUAACAGAGGAACGAGAGAAGAAUUAUCCCACCAGAACGACGACACGACUGAACAGCGCUUACCGUUUUGGAACCAUCAUCGCCUGUGGUGCUUAUUUAUCUUGCGUUGAAACGAAGAAAGUUGUCCACCACGCGAACGGACCCGUGGGAAAUUAUUCUCAGCAGGACAACGAGCACCCCUCCGACGUCGACGCAGCAUGGAUGGUGGAAACAAGAAGAACACUGUUUCGGAGUUUAGCUACAUGCUGCAGAGACAAGGCAGCGAUGACUCAACCGGGGCAGCCGCUUUCGACGAUAUCGACUCCUUGAUGAAGAACGAACAAUCGAAGACAGAUUCGCUUUCGUCGCUGCCGCAGGCAUCAUUCAACUACAUCAACUCGAUAGUCGGCAGCGGAGUUAUUGGCAUUCCGUACGCACUCCACCGGGCCGGUUUCGGUCUGGGGCUGUUCCUGUUGGUAUUAGUGGCUGUGAUAACGGAUUACUCGCUGAUACUAAUGGUGCGAUGCGGUCAUCUGUGUGGAAGAUUCAGCUAUCCCGGUGUGAUGGAGGCCGCCUACGGAAAAGGAGGCUACUACCUUCUGUCGCUGCUGCAGUUCAUGUAUCCAUUUCUUGCGAUGAUAUCCUACAACGUGGUCGUCGGUGACACGCUUUCCAAGGUGCUGGUACGGCUCGUACCCUCCUGGGGCAACGCGAUGGGAGCGGUGCGCUUCGGAGUGGUCCUGGUCGUCACCGUGUUCGUGAUAAUUCCGCUCUGCCUGUACAAGAACGUCUCCCGGCUGGCGAAGGCGAGCUUUCUCAGCUUGGCCUGCGUGGUCAUCAUCCUGAUCGCGGUCGUGUACAAACUGCUAUCCGGGGAUUACCAAGUCGUCCCGGAUACUCCCGAAUCGUGGCGGUUUGCCCACGGCGAUGUCAUCCCAGCGGUUGGAAUAAUGGCUUUUGCUUUCAUGUGUCAUCACAACACAUUCCUGGUGUAUCAUUCGAUGCGGGACGCCACCCUGGAACGGUGGGAAAAGAUGACCCAUUUCUCGGUUGGCUGCGCCUGGAUGGUGGCCGUCUUCUUCGGCAUUGCCGGUUACUGCACGUUUCGGGCACUUUCGCAGGGUGACCUGCUGGAAAACUACUGCUGGGACGACGACCUGAUGAACUUCUCCCGGGUGCUGUUCUCCGUGUCGAUUCUGUUGACCUUCCCCAUCGAGUGUUUCGUAUCGCGGGAAAUCGUCCGCACACAAAUCAAACGAUUCUAUUCCCGAGAAGUGGUAGAGUAUGACGCCGACAAGGACCCAACCCACGAAACCGGCAACGACGACGACCAGAAAUCCGUGGUCACAACACUGGUUAUCGUGUUCGCAGCGUUCAUAAUUUCUCCGUACACGGAAUGCCUCGGUCCUGUGCUGGAACUGAAUGGUCUGCUGGCAGCAAUACCACUAGCCUACGUUCUACCAGGGCUAGCCUACAUCCAGCUGAGCCCACAUUCGCUGUUCAGCCAGGAGAAAAUACCGGCCGCCGGGCUGGUGCUGUUCGGCACGAUUGUCACCGUUUCCGGCGCUGCACUGCUGAUGCCGAAUCUGAUUGGCGACUGCAGGACAGGCAUCAUUAUGGGCUACUGCCGGGAGGACGAAUUGGCCAUCAACGGUACGGCGGGCAUGGGCCCGACAACACCGGUGGCCUGCACUACCGAGAGGGCUUAAGGUGCUGUAACGAGAAAGGCGGUUAGGGAGAGCGGGGUUCGAUGCAUGAGGGUAAUAACAAAUGCGAGGGUGUUUCGAAUGUGGAAAGUACGGUGUGAGCAAAGCUUUUAGAUAUUAGGUGCUAAACACGGAGGACAGGCACAAUUUCUCUUGUAUGUACAUAUCGUGCUCUGUGCAAAUGUGCAUCUCGUAAAUUUAAUAUGCGAAAACAGCAACUGACUUCCCAUUGUUUUAACAUUUCCAUCACUGAUCCCGGUGGAACAUACUUUGACAACAAGCGACAAUUGUUGCCGAAUGCAUUAUGCAUACUUUCAAAUGCUUGCAAAUGUCGUGUUAUCACGUAUAGAUACCAAAAUAAGUUUGCAAGUCUGUCCGAUUAGAUUUUGAUUCACAGUAUACAAGAGAGUUUGUAACUGAAAUCACAAGCGUAAGGAAGCUACACAAUAAAGCAGCGUGUAUGGGACAUGUAGCAGCCAACUAUUAUUCAAGCGGUGCGUGGGAGCCUAAUUUAAAAUUUUUUUUAUGAAAACCCGUAUUUCAUUACUAUAGUAUACCAUUCCGUUGCGGAACUUGACCCCUUUCGACAGAUCACAGCCGAUUCUUGCCCAACUGGAUAAUUGAAGAGCUGUAUAUCAAUAAACCGCACUUCAUGCACAUAUUAAAUACCCAUCCAAACUGAGUUGGCUGUAUUAAUCAAAAUCAAACCAAACCGUUCCGUCAAUCAGUUUAGCCGUUCCGUCUAUCAGUUUAGCGAAACUUGGUAAGUGAUUGCAGAUAGUUUUGGAGAAAAUCAUUGCUUCGUAAAAUAUUGAAAAUCUAUAUAAAGAGAUCGACAGAGAGAACUAAUCAAAGAAUAUAUACUAAUUUAGUAUACUAAAGAGCAAAAGCAAACUAACUACUUUGACGUUUGCGAUAAACGAUGCAAAAGACUAAAUACACACGUGAUUGCAAUUAGUUUUAUUCAGUGGAAUAUUAAAUCGACAUUUAUUUAAUUAAUUUGGGACCAAUGAGUACAUCGUUCGAGUCUAAGAUCACACAUCAUCCAAAAUAUUCAUUUAUAAGAAUGAGUUCGCUACUACACGAUGCAAAGUCAGAUGUAUAUGUAUCUAGAUUCAGUUGAACAUUUAAAAUUUAUUGAAACAAUCAAAGCUUUAAGUACCUGCUAAUCUACGAACUACUGUGAAAUUUCUAACACAGUUUAAAUAUUCUGUAUAACGACGUAUAUUUUUGUUCCGAAUAACUACAAUCAAAUGAUAAACUUGUUUAGGGAAAAAAAACUAACUAUUUUCAACACUUGUGAGAAUUGUUUUUUGUAUGUCACCAGAAAAAUAAUGUCAAAAAUUGUCUUUCAAACUAAUAAAUAUAAAAUAAUAUUGAAAGGUUCAGCCACAGAUAACAGACGUUUAGGCUAGAACAAAAUUUCUUCAAAAACCUGUGUAAACUUUCAAAUUGAUAUACGUUGAAAAUUCGUGUUUCACUAUUGCCAUCUGCGCAACUGUUUUCUACACGUGUUUGACAGCUGCACUCUAACUACAUUGUAGUGAUCACUGCGCCAUCUGCAAACGUUUGCCAAACAUGUUUCAGACGUCUGAUUUAUUCGGAAUUUCAGUAGCGGGUAUUUACACACGAUUCAAAUCGAGCCUAAACGUCUGUUAUCUGUGGUUCAGCUUUUGAACUUGAUUGUAAUAACUGUAGACUAUCUUAGCUAUGCGACAGCUGCUUGUCACACAUGCAAGUAUUUCACUGUCGCACAGAAGAAAUAUUAAGGGAACAGCAAAAACCAAUACCAUAUCGAUGCAAGGUAAGGAAAGAUAUCGACUAAGUCUUUUCGCGGAUAGAAGAAUCAAAACGAAUACUAAUACCAAACACGAGAGAUUAUAGAACAGUUACAUGCUACAAAAAAUUCUAUUGUGAAACAAAAGCUAUAUCUAAUGAAAAUAAUGAGUAAACUAUAUAUAUGAGAAAACAAAGCACUGAUUUCGUACUGCACCAAAGCCUAGAUGUAGUUGUAACUGGUAACAGCCGGAGAAGCGCCUGAAUACAGGCGCCAUACAAGUUUAUUAUAUAGUAAACAACUCGUACGCUAUCGGCGCAUAGCAAUUCAACGAAAAUCAUUGGGUUCACAAUGUUAGCCUAUAAUUUUUGAUAGAAGUAAUACUUCUAGAAAAUAUACACAAACACACGGAUUUUUUUUUUCGAAAACCGUUCAAAGCAACAUGAUGCAUUAUUCAUUUACGACUUUGUACCUUUUUUCCGGAGAUGCAUCCAUUUAAUCCAUCAGUAAAUGUUGGGGAUGAUUGAAUUGUUACAGCCAAUGAGAGAUAUAAGGAAUUGAACAGGUCAUGUAUUUUUCAGCAAAUUGUUACGACAGUACACACGAAGCAAAAUAAGAACUAGUAUAGUAAAUAUUAGGAAAAUAUAGCAAUGAUGAUAUUUUAAUAAAACUCUUGAUAUUUGUCGAAAACUGAGAAAGUAUUGUAUUUCAGUAUAGCUAUAUAUAUUUUAGGCGGAGAGACAAGAUUAUGAAAAUAUUUAUUAAAAAUAUCAACUGCAUGAAUCGGUAGCAAUGAUAAAUGGCAACUAAUAAUAGAGUAAAACAGAAAUAAAUAUGUGAACUCUC